CCAAGUUCUGUGGAGACCCUGGUACCCCAGCCAAGGGGAAAAGAGAAGGACGAAGUUUAAUCUACAAGUCAGAGGUUACCUUCAGCUGUAGCGCCCCCUAUGUCCUGGUGGGGUCAACUACACGCAUCUGUCAGGACGACAGCGCCUGGAGCGGCUCUCAGCCACGAUGCAUAGAACCAUCCAGGACGACGUGUGAGAACCCAGGAACACCUGAACACGGCUCCAUGAACAUCAGCCUGGGGUUCAAGGUGGGCAGUAAGGUGGAGUUCCAGUGCCAGCAGGGCCACCUACUCCAGGGUUCCACCACCCGACUCUGCCUGUCUGACCUCACCUGGAGCGGAUCUCAGCCAACAUGCAUCCCCCAUUCGUGUAAGCAGCCCAAGUCCCCUCCCAAUGCAGACGUGGUUGGGAUGGAGCUGGCUCCGUAUGGCUACACCCUGCUCUACUCCUGCCAGCCUGGCUUCAUCCUGUCCGGGGGGUCAGAACACAGGGUCUGCAGGUCUGAUGGAAGCUGGACCGGUAAGGUCCCCAUCUGCAGAGUGGGCUCCAAACAGACGGAGAAACCUACCGCAACCUUACAGGGAACGCCAAGCCCCAACAUACAAGUCCCCGAUGACGAAGCCCCUCACUUCAUCUGGAGAGGCUACUAUGAUUACAAGGGUCAGAAACAUCCGAUGUCUUUGACCGUCAAGUUUUUAAUAGCAGCACGGGAAUAG
Molecule: messenger RNA, 716 nt
Organism: Oncorhynchus gorbuscha (pink salmon)
Lineage: Eukaryota; Metazoa; Chordata; Actinopteri; Salmoniformes; Salmonidae
Product: CUB and sushi domain-containing protein 3-like
Exons: 6
Source: RefSeq, a predicted model, not a curated record